Messenger RNA from Cyclospora cayetanensis, 4551 nucleotides. RefSeq lists its product as uncharacterized. The record is from RefSeq and is a predicted model, not a curated record. NCBI's taxonomy places the organism in Eukaryota, Apicomplexa, Conoidasida, Eucoccidiorida, Eimeriidae. The transcript has 9 exons. Gene Ontology annotation, molecular function: protein binding. The coding region runs from base 1 to 4551 and encodes 1516 amino acids.
AUGGGGACUCACCGUGGUGUUGGUAUUCUGGUUCUGACUUCCAAACCCCUUGCAGGAUACGUCUUGCCUCAGCGCCAGACUGCGACCGCAGCCUGGGUGUGCUUUGGCUCAAGGGGAAUACAAGACGUGUUUAUUCAUGGUCCCUACGCAACUGCUUUGAGAGAGCCGGCUUGCCUGAGUGCAGUUCUAUCUGAUGAGCAGCAGUUCUUAGCGUCCCUCGCGGGUGCAACCCAAGAAGAUGCGGCAGGCGCUGCUGCCGUGUCUCUCACGCGCCUGCUAAUCACAAAACUGCUCCCCCAAGGCUCCACAAGGGACGGAGAUCGCUCCCUCAGACACAAUCGGGCCCCGCAACCUGCGGCGAAUUCCCUUCAACGCCUUCAGCAAAAGCAGCAAAAGCAGCAGCAGCAGAUGUAUGAGUGCCAACCUGUGCCUCUACCUCGCUGGCUUGCCUCUUCCCCUGGAUUCUCGCGCCUCCGAGACAGCCAGCAGGAGAGCGGAACCCGCAUAUCGGCGUGUGCAGUGGCAAGCGACUGUCGAGCUGCCCUCGGAUUCUGCAACGGCGUGCUGCUGCUGGUGCCUCUACCGGCGCGUGAGCGUGAGGAGAAGCUCAAGGAGCAGGAGGCUGCAGCAGCAGCGCUCUCGAGAGAGAGCUGCUCUCCUUCUUCCCAGCACAUGAGCUCUCCGCAACAAGCUGUAUGGGUACUACAAGGCCAUGACGCUGAAAUAACGGAUGUCAGUGUUGCACCUCGAUCGCUUCUUGCUUCGGCGGGUCUGACGGGGUGUGUGCUGAUACACGUUUUGCCCGCCUGCAGCAGCAGCAGUAACUCGAGUAGCGCCUCCAGCAAGAAGCGCGGUUCAGGAAAGACUCCUGCGGCUGGAGCAGCGGAAGCAGGGGGAUUCGUGGCUGUGGGCCCCACGCUGUCUCUGCAGUACACCCACCCCGUCCUCUCCGUCUCGCUUUCUCCAGAUUGCAGUCUGUCGCACUUCCCCGCCGCGGCUGCGCUUCUUUCCGACGCGCAGGCUGCACGAGCUUCUCUCCAAGGCUGUGCAGCUGCAGUUCGCGGAGGAACGGUGGCGAGCUUCCCAGGAGGCCCCUCCUUCUCUCGUCUCCGCCAGUUUCACGCCUCGACGAGUGCACCAGCAAGCAGUUUGCACCAGCGAGAGGGUGGACUGCGCUCCGUGUGUGCAGUGGGGUGUAUGAACGGCAGCCUGCUGCUCCACACGAGGGGCUUCUAUGCAGAGCGCGACGUGCUCCUGCAGCAGGGGGAUGCUCCUAUAUGCUGCUGUCGAUGGCGAGGCUCCCUCCUCGCAUGGGGAACGACUUCAGGCAGCGUUCAUGUCUUUCACGUAAGCAGCAAGCAGAAGGUUUGCUGCUUGCAAAGACCUUUGGGAACGGCGGCAGCGGCAGGCACUGCAGCAGCGAGCGAGACGGCUGCACCGCCUCGCAGCGCGUCUCUCCUGCAGUGGGUGCAAGACGACCUCUUGGCGGUAGCGUGGGAGACUGAGGUGCAGCUGCUGCGCAUCGUCUCGUCUGAAGAUCCGCAGCCGCUGACAGGCGUGGAUGCAGCGGGCGCGACAGCCUCGGCGUUUCGAUGUGGGCAUGUCAUCAGCACCGUGGAUUUGAAAGGCAGCAGCGUGCGCGGUGUCUUCCCCAGUCCGGAGCUGCCUUCUGCCCUUCAGCCAGCCUUGUGUCUUCUCAAGCUCGAGCGUGCUGCUGCAUCUGCCGUCGCUGGUGGUAGUUGCGCGGUUGUGGCAUCGAAAGAUUCGGCAGAAGAAGCUGUCGUGUGGCUGCUGCUAGUCUCUUGCGGCAGGGGUUGCGUUGUGUCGCAUCAACGCCUGAGGCUGCCUUUCUCGGCAGCGCCAUCGAGGCAACGCGUUGUUGCAGAGCCAGACAGAGCAGAGAAGAGAGAAGACGCAGAGCGAGGCUCACACACUUCCAAAUACGCAGACUUCCUUGUGGCCCCUAUGGCUGAAGGGGGAGGCUGCAUCCUGUGCUGUGGAGCUGAUGUAUUCGCACUUCGACCUCGAGAUGCUCAGGAUAAAGUGCAGUGGUUGCUGCAGCAGCAGCCUCUCACGCUCAACGUCGAGCUCGCCCUCUCCACUGCCAUGUUGGUGUCAGACGAAUUUGCGACAGCAACGAGUCUGCAAGCGGUGCGGCUGCUGUUGCAGCAGCAGCAGCGAGAAGCUGCAGCGGCGUUGCUUCCCCGCUUGGUGCUGCAGCGGGAUGCGGACUGGAUGGAUUUGCUAUGCCUUUUCGCUGAGCACAAGGCGCUUGCGCCGUUCGCAUGCCAGCUCGUUGCUGCUGCCGCUGCAGAAGGAGCGCCAGCGUCGACUGCAGAGGGCUCAAGAGCAGCGACGACGGCAGGAGAGUGCGCAGCCGCAAGACGGACGGCUUUCCAGCCGCCAGUGGCGUUGUACCUUGAGCUGCUGCAACUGCUCCUGAGGGAUGCGUCAGCUGAUUUGCGCGAGCGUUUCCGGCGAGAGAGGAUACAAGAGCAGUCGGAGGGGAGCAUGCAGCUACAAGAGCAGAGCGCGCGUCCGCCUCUGCAAGGGGAUGGAGCUGCGGAAGCAGCAGCCUUUCUGCGAUGCCUGGCUGCGUUUCCGCCGCUUCCCGCAGCAGCUAGCGUAGAGCUGCUGCAGUGCCUCCUGCAGCUGCCCCUCUUGUGCCGCCUUUCGCAGUGGGGCGUUGACGCUGCGUCUCAGGAGACACCGCAGCAAGCGCAUGCGCGCUUGCUGCGGCGGCUGCAGCAGCGAGAGCAGAGACGGCCUCUUCAGGAGCCUCACGGCACGCACGAAGGCGGCAGCGUGUGGGAUUCGCCUUUGUACGAGCCAUUACUUAGGGCGUGCGCUGUCUUGGCUCACAGACUGCGGCUGUUUUGCUGCUCAGCGCAUGCGCUGCUCCUGCUGCAGUCCCCGCGCGCAGCGGUGUAUAUCCACCGCGUGCUGAUGAGCCCGAAAGAUGCAAUCUCUCCCUGCGUCUCGGAGCCACAAGGAGCUGCCAUCGCUGCAGAAGCAGACAAAAGGAGCGUCACAGCCCCCUCCAACGAAUUCGAAGAAGAGAACAAUCGGAUAUUGCCAACUCCGGAGAGUGCUGCCGCGGCUCUCGCGGCAGCCGUUCCGAGUAUGUCGCUGCAGCUGCUGCAGCUGCAAGCCGCAGACGCGUUGACUCUCUUGUGCUUGCGUCCCCAUCCCGCUAAGCCGUGGCUAUGCGAGGCGAAUUCUGCGCGCGACGCUGGUGAAAGCGACAACAGUUGCUCCAGCAGCAGCGGCUUUCGCCACCGGAGCAAAAAUCCUGGCAGAGGCGCUCUGGUAUUUCCUCCAGAGGAUGUCGUUCCGCAUCUCCUGUGCGCCCAAGCGUUGCUGCAUCUCUAUUUGAAGGCUGCCUACUCGGCGUGCCCAGCAGCAGUAGCGUGUCUCUCAUUGUUGCAGGUGCGUCUGCUUCCCCUCUGUCAGAGUGGAGGCAAAAAUGCGGCUCACGACAGAGCUCCUGCUCUGUCAUCACUUCAUCUUCAUGUCAGCAAGGGAGGGGCCGCUGCCAAGGAUAGAGCGGCAAAAAGAGCAAGCACCACAGAGGCGCUUAAUCCCGUUAGCAGCAGCGACAGCAGCAGUACGUGCCGCAGCCACCUUGCGCCGCGUGCGCUAAGGUCUGCAGAAGCAGCUGCUGCUGCACCGGGGGAUAGGAGGGCAGCCACAGGAAGGCGCUUGGCUAGCUGUUGCGUCAUCUGCAACAAGCCGCUAGCUGCUGCGCCAGGGCAGCGCACCGAGUUCUGGCUGCUGCCUCAAGGAGGAGCAGCAGCAGCUACAUGGGGCGGAGAAUCCUCGGCGCCGACUAUAUCGGCGAGCACGACGCCGCGUGCAACUACACCGAGGAACGCGACAGCAGGCGCAGCAGACACACGAGCAGCAGCCGGCUGGGUCAGCCAAUUGAGAACAAAAACGGCAACUGGAGAGAUUUCCAUUCCAGGAGAGGCCUUAGUGAGUGACGACGAUUUGAGACGGGCGGAGGAGCAGGGGCGCUUGGCGCCGUGUGGGGAGUUGGGGAGACGGGCUAGAACUCGCUCCCCUGCAGCUCCCCACAACACACAGCAAGCCAACAAAAAAAACGGCAGUCGGGGGGGGGCACUCCAGUGCACUCCAGCAACAGCUGGAGGCGUAGCCUGUGCAGACAAUUCAGGAUAUGGCGGAUCCAGAGGUCAUGCAUGCUCCCCAGAACGGCCCAAGGGCAUGUGGGCACACACGGCGAAACGACCUCCUAAUUGCUGCCCUGUUAAGGCACAGAAGGCUGCACCCGAUGCCGAUAUAGUUCAGUCGAUGACGCCCACGAUCGAAGAGCAGCAUGCGCAGGAAAACUCCGUGUUACACCGGCAAGAACCAACCCUCCGUCGAGUUGCCUCCGUCACCACUGACGCCGUGGGAACCUCAGAAAAAGCAAAGAAGAAAGCCGACGACGGGGCUCGAACCCGCGACCACGAGGUUAAGAGCCUCGCGCUCUACCGACUGAGCUACAUCGGCGAUUGUGGAGGGUCCGAGGUCUCUAUGCAUCGAGAGUAG